AUGGUCUCCUUCAUUUAUGGGCGUGCUAAAUCUACAACAAGUAGGUGCUUCCAUAGAGUUCUUCGCGCGAUUGUAGCACUAGAAAGUUACUACAUUCAACAACCUAAAGGUGACGUGGUCCCGAAAGAAAUUCAAGAGAAAAAGAGAUUUUAUCCCUACUUCAAGAAUUGUGUAGGGGCAAUUGACAGGACACAUGUUUGUGUAAAAGUACCCAAUAGAGAUUCCCCUAGAUAUCGCGAUCGCAAGGGUUACCCUGUCAUAAAUGUCUUAGCCGCAUGUUCAUUUGAUUUGAAGUUUACGUACGUUUUAACUGGGUGGGAGGGCACUGCCUCAGACUCAAGGAUAGUGAAGGAUACACUUAAAAGAGAUGAUAAGCUACUAAUUCCCAGGGACAAAGAUCGUGACAAAAAACUUAAAUAUGAAGUCUUACAAGAGGUGUUGGAUGAACAACCACAACAAGUGAGACAUGAUGUUAAUAACGGACGUGUGCGUAAUGAUGGGGCUAAGGAAUUGAGGAACACUAUUACAACUCAAAUGUGGAAUGAUUACUUGUUGAAACCAAACAAUGAAAUAGAUAUGUCUAAUUAG
Messenger RNA from Lactuca sativa (garden lettuce), 588 nucleotides. The record is from RefSeq and is a predicted model, not a curated record. NCBI's taxonomy places the organism in Eukaryota, Viridiplantae, Streptophyta, Magnoliopsida, Asterales, Asteraceae.